UGUCUCUCUCUCCCCCCCCCCACCCCAUCCGCCAUGUUUUCAGGCUGGGUCUGGCUCAGGCUACCCCCCUAAGGAAAUGGCCGUGGACCUGCAAGGAACCUGGGCAUCGUGGCUUCGGCUCAGUGUGGGCUAACGAGUCAGGGCAGCAGGAAAACCUGAGGUCUGCGCGGGGAGGGAGGCCAUGGCGUCCAGCAGUAACUGGCUGUCCGGGGUGAAUGUCGUGCUCGUGAUGGCCUACGGGAGCCUGGUAUUUGUACUGCUAUUUAUUUUUGUGAAGAGGCAAAUCAUGCGCUUUGCAAUGAAAUCUAGAAGGGGACCUCAUGUCCCUGUGGGACACAAUGCUCCCAAGGACCUGAAAGAAGAGAUUGAUAUUCGACUUUCUAGGGUUCAAGAUAUCAAGUAUGAACCCCAGCUCCUUGCAGAUGAUGAUGCAAGACUGCUACAACUGGAAACCCAGGGAAAUCAAAGUUGCUACAACUAUCUAUACAGGAUGAAAGCUCUGGAUGCAAUCCGUGCCUCUGAUAUUCCAUUUUAUGCUGAAGGCCGGCACCCACGUUCCUUAAUGGGCAAGAAUUUCCGCUCCUACUUGCUAGAUCUGCGAAAUACUACUACUCCUUUCAAGGGUGUGCGCAAGGCCCUCAUUGAUACCCUGCUGGAUGGCUAUGAGACAGCCCGCUAUGGGACUGGGGUUUUUGGCCAGAGUGAAUACUUGCGCUAUCAGGAGGCCCUGAGUGAACUAGCCACUGUGGUGAAAGCACGAAUCGGAAGCUCUCAACGACAACACCAGUCAGCUGCCAAAGACCUAACUCAGUCCCCUGAAGUCUCCCCAACAACAAUUCAAGUCACAUAUCUUCCCUCCAGUCAGAAGAGUAAACGUGCCAAGCACUUUCUUGAAUUGAAGAGCUUUAAGGACAACUAUAAUACAUUGGAGAGUACACUGUGAUUGGGCUGAAGGACUAUGGCACAGAUCAAGCCAGAAAGAUGCUUGCUGGGAAGCCCUCAGGACAUCUGGCUAAGCAGGCCCGAACUGUAUCAGCUAAUGUCAUUAUGUCCAGAGUUCUUAGAGCUUGUGCCUAAGGAGUCAUUCCCAACCCUUCCAUAUGGGCAUUUUCAGAACAUGAAGACUUUUUUUUUCCUAGCAGCACUUUGCUGAGUUUGAAUUCAGCAGUCUUUACUAUUUAUUUUUUUCAAAGCUUCCUUAAAAAUCAUUCAUUAUUUUUGGCCAGAGUUUACCUUCACUGUUGCAGUCUAUUUAAUCCCAAAGGUGGAGAGUUGAGGGAUGUCUUCAGUGUCUGCCUUACUAUACUCAAAUGAGUGGCUUUAGCUGUUUGAGUUACCACACCUCAGAAUUGACUGAUGGAAAGGCAGAAAACGAGGAGGGAAACGAAACUGAGAAUAGGAGUAACAGUGGAAGUGGUAAAUCAGAAUGUGUUGAAACAUUAGUACAACUUUUCUCACAUGCAAAGAUCUGCCCUUCCAUCUUCAUUCAGUACUCUUGUGAAUAAACUGAAUGAAGGAGCUGGUCCUCACAUUUGGCAUCCUCUAUGUCAACAUAUGAGACUGUGAAGAAGUGGUUUUUCCUAAUAAACCAGUUACUGGUCCUACUUCAUAAAUUAUUUAAUAAAAUGAACUAUUAAGAAAUAAGGCAUGUGAGU
Messenger RNA from Perognathus longimembris pacificus (Pacific pocket mouse), 1655 nucleotides. RefSeq names its product chromosome 11 C1orf43 homolog (gene Ltap1). Bases 182 to 943 code for a protein of 253 amino acids. The record is from RefSeq and is a predicted model, not a curated record. Gene Ontology annotation, biological process: phagocytosis. The transcript has 7 exons. Lineage: Eukaryota; Metazoa; Chordata; Mammalia; Rodentia; Heteromyidae.